AUCACAUACAAAAAAGAUCAGUGUUCUACGAUAAAUAGUUAUUGAGAAAAUUUGUAAUAAAUUUAAAAAUUUCAAAAAUAUAAAUCCGACCAUAACUUCAAAACUAUUACGAAUUUUGUAAUUUACUUGAGGCCAAUCGAUUUCCUGGAACAUAUGCUGAUUUAAUCUACAGGAUUGGGUUUUUGUAUAAGUAUUUUUAAGCAGUAAAAAGUUUUCGUCUUGUGUACAAUAAUAAAUCUGUCAUCUCUGCAACUCUUAAUGAUGCAAUUGUGUAUAGUGGGUCAUCUAUAUUUUUGUUUUUAAAAUUGUAAUUUUUUAAAUAUCAGAUAUAAUUUGUUGCAUAGAUUUGUAACAACACGAGAAAUAAACAUAGGCGAAGUUUUUAUUCAAGGACGACUUUGUAUUGAUUCACCUAUCUUAUUUAUCUAUCACCUGUUGUAAUAGCAGUCCACAACAAGCUCCCUAAACCCAAAACAACAAAAUAAAUGGACACCGACGACCUCGUCCCAUCAAUUCUCCCCUCAAUCCCCUCAUCCCAAAUAACUAUCAUUUACCCCAAGAAGACCGUGGACCUCGGCCAAGAAUUCGCCCCUCAAGACGUCAGAGACGAGCCCCAAGUGCAGUGGGAAGCCGACCCUGAGAAGUACUACACUUUGGUAAUGACCGACCCCGAUGCCCCCAGUCGCAGAUGUCCUUUCGUGGCAGAGGUCCUCCACUGGCUGGUUGGGAAUAUAAAAGGAUGUGAUAUGAGCACGGGCGAGGUCAUUGCCGAGUACCGAGGAGCAGGACCUCCGCGAGGUACCGGAUGGCAUCGGUACCUCUUCAUGAUCUACGAACAUGCGCAACCUGUGACCUUUGACGAGGUCAGAAUGCCCAAAGAGGGCUCCAGACGGCACAGGUUGAGAUUUUCGACGGAGAAUUUCCGGAAAAAAUACAACUUCGAGACGAUUUUUGCCUGGAUUUUUUUCAAGGCUCAGUGGAGGGCAGAUCCAGACGCCCGGACUUGCGUUUGCAUGUGAUUUUGUAUUUGUUUUAAGUGUGUAAUAAAACAUCUUGGUAUUUUUUGCUUGUCACUUUAGUGGUGUAUACGUGAUAGUUCAGCACGACAUGUUAAGAUGAUAGCAACGUUCUUGUAAUAAAAAUUCAAAGAAAUGCGAUCUCAUCUUUGCAGUAAAAUGGAAGGUUCAAGACAAAAUACGAUAAGGUUCAAUAAUUCUAUGAUUGUCAUGUUUAUUAUUAAUUGUUUAAAAAUCUCUUUAUUAUUGAAAAAUACUGUAAACAAUGUGUCAUAAAGACUGCUUUGAUUUUGAGUCAUUCCAUGUAAUAAAUAAGAAUUGAUUUUUUAUUGUGAAAAUGAGAUAAUUAAAGUGUUAUUUAGUACUUCCUGGAACAAUAUUCCGUUGGUGGUUUAUCACAUUUUUUUGGUUUGUCCCAGUUGUUAAUUUUUCAAAUAAUUCAUGUCACAACAUUGGUCUGAGUAUUUUAAAACAUGCUAGAGCAAUUUACUAAUAAAAUACACUGGUUCAAGAUGUAUAAUCUGUAUUCUGGUUAACAUAACUAAAGAUAAACAAAAAUGGAAAAAUCCGGUUCUUCCCAUAAAUAUUUUCCGAAAAUGCAAUUCCUUGAUACCCAAUUGAAUUCUAACUAGUGAUAAAGCCUUAUCAAUUAUCAGUAAUAAGACUGAAGCAUCAACACUGCAUAUCUGUAAAAAGAAAAAAAAAUGUUUGCUCUUGUCAAGUUCAUCGAAUCAAAUGCUAAAACCUAAAAAUG
Molecule: messenger RNA, 1770 nt
Organism: Tribolium madens (black flour beetle)
Lineage: Eukaryota; Metazoa; Arthropoda; Insecta; Coleoptera; Tenebrionidae
Product: protein D2-like
Exons: 1
Coding region: 486-1019 (177 amino acids)
Source: RefSeq, a predicted model, not a curated record